Molecule: messenger RNA, 12105 nt
Organism: Poecilia reticulata (guppy)
Lineage: Eukaryota; Metazoa; Chordata; Actinopteri; Cyprinodontiformes; Poeciliidae
Source: RefSeq, a predicted model, not a curated record
UCAGGUGUUUCCGCGUCGCCUAGCAACCGCCCUGGCAACGGAAUAAAUGUUUCUGUUGAUCGCAGAAAGUUUUUAACUUAAACAAUGAGUUUAAAAAGGAAGAAACCUGAUUUUGCAGAUAACCCAGAGGUUUAUGUACAUGCCCCAGAUGUACAAUCCGCCAGCCAGGAGCCGUGGAUUGAAGCAAAGCCUUCAUUUUCCCUGUUUGAAGGCAGGGAUGAAACGACCGAAGCWGCAUCUCGGGAAGGAGAUGGAGCUGACAGCAGACCCAGCGGAACCACCAGCAAAGCUUUAAUUGGGCUUUACCACAAACCUUUACCGAUGAGGCUGCGCAGCUCCAGGGCGAGCCGGGCGGAUCAGAGGGAGCAGGACCGGAAACUGACAGAAAGUGUCGUGGAGACUUUGGGCAAGCGGGUUGUUGAGGGCGGCUCCACAGAAACUGGAUUCUUCAGAUUUACAGACGAUGCCAAACGUGAAUUGAUGUUUAAYUACUACAUCCAGAGGGGCAUCGACCUGGUGAACCUGGCGCGUCUGCAGGAGUCCUGGAUGGACAACAUCCAUGCGCUGAUCCCCUCCAAGCUGAGGCGCCUGAGCACAUUGCUGGAGGAGCUGGAUGACGAGACCAAGGAGGAAUAUCUGCAGAGCAUCAGGGCUGCAAUCCUAACCAAAACAUUCCAGGAUCAGAGUGGGAAGGAGGCGGGAGCCGAGGAGGAGCUGCCCUCUCACAGACUGGAGAUGAAACGCGUGCCGAAGCCGUGGAAUCGAUCGUUUAUCCAAGCGAGGAGGAGGAUCAGCCUAAACCUUCACUGCAUCACCCGCCCGUUGCUGCAAGUGGUGCUUCUGUGGUACGACUUGUACAAAGACAUCCGACUGAUCGACGUGGCAGCGAUCUGCUUCAAUAAGAAGUUCAUGGAGCUCUUUGAGUUUCAGCAGGUUGUUGCUAAACACAUUGAGGUCUCCAAAACUUUCCUCCUGGAAAAUUGGCUUUCUGACGUGCACAAGAUUUUUUGUGUGCAAAAUCUGCUGGUUACUCUGAGCAAGAAAGGAAAACUCCAGUCUUUCUUAAACUCUGCAGCAUCUCUGAUGACGCUGCAUCUGCAGAAACUGACGCUCAGCUCACUGAGCAACUACACAAAACUCAUUUCUAUAAAUAUGCAUUCAGACAGAGCCAGAGGCACAUCAGGCUUUAUUCUGCAUCUGGUCUUAGAAGACACUGAAAUCAAGUUUGAGCCGGACUUCGAGACGUACGAGGAGGCGUUCAUCAAUGUGUUUGAGCUCAUGCUGAAAUCCACCAGCGAUAUUCCACGGGUCGAAUCCACCCUGUUCCCCGAAUGGGAAGAAUCCAAUGUUGGGAAAACCUUGAGACCCAUCAUCCUUCCAGAGAUCAUUGAGGCCCAGCAGGAGAAAGUACGCCAGGCGUUCUGGGCUGAGACGGAAAGCCCCAAAGAGCAUGUCCACCUGUUCGACAAGUACUCCAUGCUGGUGUCCAGGGAGGCGGAGGAGAAGGUCCAGAAUUUCCUCAGUCAGCCGAAAUCCUUCCAGAAAAUCAAGGACGAGGCCAUCUACUACCAGAAGCUUGCUGAUGAGAUUCAGUACACAUCACCCAAAGUGGUGCGACUCGGCAUGUUUGAGGUCCAGUCCCAGAAACUCCUCAACUCUCUGGCCGAACGUGCGCUGGAGCUCAAGGAGAAACUGGCUUUGCAGAUGUUACAAGAUCAUCAGGAAAUCAAUGAAAGGCUCUGCAAAGAGUUUGAGAAGAUUUCAGAGACGGCCCUGAGUACGCCGCCUGAUACUCUGAAAAUGGUGGAGCUGCAGGCCUACGUCCAGAAGAUCAUAGAAACAGAGAUGCCUGUGCUGGAGCAGCGGCUGGCUGACUCCAACAGGCAGCUCUGCGACCUGAUGGACUUUGUCACCCUGUCGCCGGAAGACCUGGAGCUCAACACCCGAACCGUCCACUGGUUCCAGCGCAUGCCCGCCGUGUUUGAGGAACACCAGCAGAUUAUCGAUGAGAAGACGGAGCUUUACCAGAACGCACUCAAGCUGCAACGGGAGCGUUUCAUGGACGAGCUGGUGGGCUACAACAUGCAGAUGAAGGAGUUUCUUGGUUAUGGUGAGCUGGCGGAUCUCAGCAAGUACCUGAAGAAAGCGAAGACCCUCAACGCCAGGCUGGACAUGGCCAGUGACAAGAUUAAUGACCUCAACAUGGAAGAGGAGGCCUUCGGCUGGCCCGUGUCCCAGUUUCCACAGCGGAAACAGAUCCAGGAAGGGCUCACGCCGUUUCUGCGCCUGUACGAAACGUCGUUUGAAUUCCUGCAAGACCAUGACAAGUGGCUCCACGGGCCGCUGUCUGGGGUCCCUCCUGACAAGGUGGAGGGCGAUGUUGGGAACUACUGGCGCACGUUGUACAAACUGGAGAAAGGUUUCUUUGAAGUUCCCAAUGCCUUGAAGAUAACCAAGAUCGUAAAGUCUAGAGUGGAGAGUUUCAAGGGUCACAUCCCCAUGGUGCAGGUGCUGUGCAACCCGGGGCUGCGGGCCCGCCACUGGGACGCCAUGUCAGAGCUGGCCGGCUUCUCCCUGCACCCGGCCGACGAGCAGGCCUGCGUGGCUCAGUACCUGUCCCUGAAGCUGGAGGAACACCUGCCCAGCUUCGACGGGAUCAGCGAGGCGGCCAGCAAGGAGUACUCUCUGGAGAAGGCCCUGGAGAAGAUGGCCGGCGAGUGGAUGGACAUAGAGUUCACCCUGCUGGCCUAUCGGGAGACGGGCACCUUCAUCCUGUCGUCCGUGGAGGAGGUCCAGCUGAUGCUGGACGACCACAUCGUGAAGACGCAAACCAUGAAGGGCUCACCCUUCAUCAAGCCCUUUGAGGAACAGAUAACGGCGUGGGAGCGCAAGCUGCUGCUCCUGCAGGAGAUCCUGGACGAGUGGCUGAAGGUGCAGUUCGUCUGGCUGUACCUGGAGCCCAUCUUCAGCUCCCCUGACAUCAUGGUGCAGAUGCCUGAGGAGGGCCGGCGCUUCACGGCCGUGGACAAGACAUGGAGGGAAACCAUGAUGCAGGUUUCCCAGGACAAACAUGUUCUGGCUGUGGUGGAGGUUGAGAGAAUGCUGGAGAAGCUGAAACACUCAAACGAGUUCCUGGAGAGUAUCCUGAAAGGCCUGAAUAACUACCUGGAGAAGAAACGUCUCUUCUUCCCUCGAUUUUUCUUCCUGUCCAAUGAAGAGCUUCUGGAGAUCCUCUCAGAGACCAAAGACCCCACAAGAGUGCAGCCCCAUCUGAAGAAGUGCUUCGAAGGCAUUGCCAGUGUUGUGUUCACCGAGGUUCUGGACAUAACCCACAUAAAGAGCAGCGAGGGAGAAAUGGUGCAGCUCCUGGACGUCAUCUCCACCUCCAAGACCAGGGGCCAGGUGGAGAAAUGGCUGCUGGAGCUGGAGAACGGCAUGAUCGUGUCCCUUCAGAAGGUCAUCGGAGACGCAAUCACGGCCUACCCAAAUGACAAGAGGACCGACUGGGUCCGCGCCUGGCCGGGUCAGACGGUGCUGUGUGUCUCACAGGUCUACUGGACCAAAGACAUCCACGAAGCUCUGGCUUCAGGACCGGAGGCCCUGGAGGCCUACCUGCAGCAGAACAACAGGCAGAUCGACGACAUCGUGGCUCUCGUUCGGGGGAAGCUGUCCAAACAGAACCGGGUGACCCUGGGAGCCCUGGUGGUGCUGGACGUCCACGCCCGCGACGUUCUGGCCACGCUGGUGCAUAAAGGCGUGCGUGACGAAAAUGACUUUGAGUGGCUGAGCCAGCUGCGGUACUACUGGGUGGAGAAUAACCUUUACACCAAGAUGAUCAACGCUGGUUUACCGUACGGCUACGAAUACCUGGGCAACACUCCGAGGCUGGUCAUUACUCCACUGACUGACCGCUGCUACCGCACCCUGUUUGGCGCCCUCCACCUCCACCUGGGUGGGGCCCCUGAGGGCCCCGCAGGCACAGGAAAAACAGAAACCACCAAGGACUUGGCCAAAGCUGUGGCGAAGCAGUGCGUGGUUUUCAACUGCUCCGACGGACUGGACUACAUCGCGCUGGGAAAAUUCUUCAAAGGUCUGUUGUCGUUCAGGUGUAAAAACGGAAGUGUUUAGUUUAACCGCAUCGACCUGGAGGUUUUGUCCGUUGUGGCGCAGCAGAUUCUCACCAUCCAGAGAGGGAUCGCUGCUCACAGUGACAUGCUGAUGUUUGAGGGGACGGAGCUGAAACUGGACCCGUCCUGCGCCGUCUUCAUCACCAUGAACCCAGGCUAUGCUGGACGCUCAGAGCUGCCAGACAACCUCAAGGCUCUGUUCAGGACGGUGGCCAUGAUGGUGCCGGAUUACGCCAUGAUCGCGGAGAUCGUGCUGUACUCCUGCGGUUUCGUGACGGCUCGGCCUCUUUCGGUGAAAAUCGUGGCCACCUAUCGACUGUGUUCGGAGCAGCUGUCCUCCCAGAGUCACUACGACUACGGCAUGAGAGCCGUCAAAUCCGUGCUGACCGCGGCAGGAAACCUGAAGCUGGCUUUCCCAGAUGACAACGAAGACACUCUGCUGCUGAGAUCCAUCAUCGACGUCAAUCUGCCGAAGUUCCUGUCCCACGAUCUGCAGCUUUUUGAGGGUAUUACCUCCGAUCUCUUCCCGGGUGUGCAGCUCCCGGAUCGAGACUACAACAUUCUCCUGAAAGCCAUCACAGAAAACUGCAAGACCAUGAACCUGCAGGUCACCAACUUCUUUUCUGAGAAAAUCUUGCAGAUCUAUGAGAUGAUGAUCGUGCGGCACGGCUUCAUGGUGGUGGGCGAACCCUUCGGAGGGAAAACCUCGGCCUACCGCGUGCUGGCUGCAGCGCUUCAGGACAUCUUUACCCAGGGUCUGAUGGAGGAGAACCAGGUCCAGAUCACAGUCAUCAACCCCAAAUCUAUCACCAUGGGCCAGCUGUAUGGCCAGUUUGACCCGGUUUCCCAUGAGUGGUCCGACGGCAUCCUGGCUGUCAGCUUCAGGAUCUUCGCCUCCUCCAAGAGCCCUGACAGGAAGUGGCUGAUCUUUGACGGUCCGGUCGACGCCGUGUGGAUCGAGAACAUGAACACCGUGCUGGACGACAACAAGAAGCUGUGCCUGAUGAGCGGCGAAAUCAUCCAGAUGUCGCCGCAGAUGAGCCUCAUCUUUGAGCCCAUGGACCUGGAGGUGGCGUCCCCGGCUACGGUGUCUCGCUGCGGGAUGAUCUACCUGGAGCCCCACAUGCUCGGCUGGAGGCCUCACAUGCUGUCUUGGCUCAACACUCUGCCGACUUCGCUCAAAGAUAAGCACAAGGCGCUGAUCUCCGGCCUCUUCGACCGCGUCCUGCCGGCCUGCCUGCAGCUCAUCCGGAAGGCCACCAAGGAGCUGUCCCCGACCUCUGACACCAACCUGGUCAAGUCCCUGAUGAAUCUGAUGGACUGCAUGAUGGAUGAGUUUCACAACGAAGGAAAAAUGAAGACCAUAAGCAAAGACGACGUUCUCUCCUGGUUGGAGGGCAUCUUCGUGUUCUGCCUAGUGUGGUCGGUCGGCGCCACCUGCGACGAUUUGGGUCGAGAGAAGUUCGACUCGGUGGUGAGAGAGAUCCUGAGCGGACCUUUGAGCAAAGAGACGAUGAGCCUCCAUGGCCUUCUGGUAGAAGUCGACCCGCUGCCGAAACCGCUGGCGGUUCCUCUGCCCUCCGACGGGACGGUCUACCAGUACCGCUUCAUUAAAGAGGGUCCGGGCCGGUGGGAGCUUUGGACGGACCAGCUGAAGGCCGCGCCCGCCAUCGACAGAGACCUGCAGUUCAACGAGAUCAUCGUGCCGACGGAGAACACCGUGCGCUACAUGGCRCUCAUGCAGCUCCUCGUUACUCACCAGAAGCCGACCAUCUUCAUCGGCCCCACCGGCACCGGGAAGAGCGCCUACAUCACYGACUUCCUGUUGACUAAGCUGCAGAAGGACGUGUACAGCCCGUUAUUCAUCAGCUUCUCAGCCCAGACCACAGCGGCCCAGACGCAAAACCUCAUCAUAUCCAAGCUCGAUAAGCGGCGAAAAGGCCUGUUCGGGCCUCCGAUGGGGAAGAAAAUGGUGGUGUUCGUGGACGACGUCAACAUGCCAGCCAGGGAGGUUUACGGCGCUCAGCCUCCUGUGGAGCUGCUGCGCCAGUGGCUGGACCACUGGAACUGGUACGACAUAAAGGACUGCUCCAUGAUCCGCCUGAUGGACAUCCAGAUCAUAAGUGCCAUGGGGCCUCCAGGUGGUGGAAGGAAUCCUGUCACUCCCCGUUUCCUCCGCCAUUUUAACGUGGCAACCAUCAACGAAUUCGAYGAGAAGACAAUGUUUACCAUCUUCUCCAGGAUCACAGAUUGGCAUUUCACCAUAAGGUUCCCCUUCCCGAGUUACAUUUCGUCUCUGACCUCUGACAUCGUCAACAGCACUCUGUCCGUGUACCGGGAAGCGACCAAGAACCUGCUGCCAACACCAGCCAAGUCCCACUACCUGUUCAACCUGCGCGACGUUUCCCGGGUCAUCCAGGGCAUCUGCCUGUCCCGGCCCGAAUCCGCAGAGGAGCCGUCGGUCAUCAAACGGCUCUGGGUCCACGAGGUUCUGAGGGUGUACUGCGACCGGCUGGUGCAGGACUCGGACCGCUCCUGGCUGGUCAGCCACCUGCAGGUGGUGUUCUCGGAGCAGAUGCAGGAGGACUUCCACCUGCUGUUCCGGCACCUGGACCAGGACCAGGACGGCGUGGUGACGGAGGACGACCUGCGCAGCCUCAUGUUCUGCGACUUCCACGACCCGAAGGGCGAGGACCAGAACUACCGCGAGGUGCCGAACCUGGAGCAGCUGCGCCUKGUGGUGGAGUCGCACCUGGACGAGUACAACAACAUCAGCAAGGCGCCCAUGAAACUGGUGCUGUUCCGCUUCGCCAUCGAACACGUCUGCCGCAUCUCGCGCAUCAUCAAGCAGCCGAGCGGCCACGCGCUGCUGGUGGGCRUCGGCGGCAGCGGGCGCCAGUCGCUCACCCGGCUGGCCGCCUACAUUGCCGACUCGGAGCUCUUCCAGGUGGAAAUCAGCAAGACGUACGGCAGCAACGAGUGGCACGAAGACCUGAAGCUGGUGAUGAGGAAGUCGACGCAGGGCGAGGCGCACGGCGUCUUCCUCUUCACCGACACGCAGAUCAAGAAGGAAUCAUUCCUGGAGGACAUCGGCAACCUGCUGAACACCGGAGAGGUUCCCAACCUGUUCGCCGUGGACGAGAAGCAGGAAAUCUGUGAGAAGAUGCGAGUUCUGGACCGGCAGCGCGAUCGCGACAAGCAGACGGACGGCUCGCCGCUCGCCCUGUUCAACAUGUUCCUGGAGCGCUGCCGCACUCAGCUGCACGUGGUGCUGGCCAUGAGUCCCAUCGGCGACGCCUUCAGGGAUCGCUUGCGCCGAUUCCCCGCCCUCAUUAACUGCUGCACCCUUAACUGGUUCCAGCCUUGGCCUGAAGACGCCCUGCAAGCCGUGGCCGAUCGCUUCCUGGAGGACGUUGAGAUGACGGAUCAGUACCGGCAGGGCUGCAUCCACAUGUGCAAGAGGUUUCACACGUCCACUAUGGAGCUGUCGGCUCGCUUUCUGGACGAGCUGCAGCGCUACAACUACGUCACGCCGACUUCCUACCUGGAGCUCAUUUCCACUUUCAAAAACCUGCUGAGGACGAAAAGAGCCGAGGUGAUGCAGCUAAAGUAUCGCUACCAAGUUGGUCUGGAAAAGCUGCAGUCGGCCGCAGACCAGGUGGCCGUCAUGCAGGUGGAGCUGGAGGCGCUGCAGCCGCAGCUGCUGGUGGCCAGCAAGGAGGUGGACGAGAUGAUGGUGAUGAUCGAGCGCGAAUCCAAGGAGGUGGCCGCCACGGAGAAGGUGGUGAAGGAGGACGAGGCGGUGUCCAACGAGCAAGCGAUGGCCGCCAAGGCCAUAAAGGACGAAUGCGACGCCGACCUGGCCGAAGCCACGCCCAUCCUGCAGUCGGCUCUGGACGCGCUGAACACGCUCACCCCGCAGGACAUCUCGCUGGUKAAGUCCAUGAAGAACCCGCCUGCAGGGGUGAAGCUGGUGAUGGAGGCCAUCUGCAUCCUGAAGGGCGUCAAGCCGGACCGGAUCCCGGACCCGGCCGGCUCUCUGAAGAAGGUGGAGGACUACUGGGGUCCGGCCAAGAAGCUGCUGGGAGACAUGCGCUUCCUGCAGAGUCUGCAUGAGUACAACAAGGACAACAUCCCUCCCAACCUGAUCACCGUCAUCCGCCAGAAGUACAUCACCAACCCGGACUUUGUGCCGGAGAAGAUCAGAACGGCGUCCACGGCGGCGGAGGGAAUGUGUAAGUGGGUCUGUGCCAUGGACAAGUACGACAAGUAAGAGUUUCCCUUCAGCUCCCUUCUCACCACUUUAUCACAUUUGACUGAAUCUUAUCUCUKAAAAGUAAUUUUGAGACAGAAAAAAUGGAAACUAAAAAAAAAAWAUUUGAAUCUGGAAAAUAGUUUUGAAACUAAAAAACAAUUCAAAAUGAAACUUGACCUGCAGGUGGAUCUGUGCAGUAAGAAACUGGAGCGAGCCGAGCAGCUGAUCGGAGGCCUGGGCGGAGAGAAAACCCGCUGGAGUGAGAUGGCCUUUAAUCUGGGCCUGCUCUACAACAAUCUGACUGGGGACAUGCUAAUCUCAUCAGGCAUCGUGGCUUACCUGGGAGCCUUCACCUCCAAAUACAGACAGGACCAGACGGAGAAGUGGAUGGAAAUGUGUAAGGCCAUAGAGAUCCCGUGUUCCUCCAACAUGUCGCUCACCAGCUCUCUGGGCGAACCGGUAAAGAUCCAGGCGUGGAACAUCGCCGGCCUGCCGUCAGACAGCUUCUCCAUAGAAAACGGCAUCAUGAUAUCUAUUGCCAGGCGAUGGCCGCUGAUGAUCGACCCCCAGGGUCAGGCCAACAAGUGGGUGAAGAACAUGGAGAAAGCCAACAACCUCCAUGUCAUCAARCUGAGUGACUCCGACUUCGUCCGCACUCUGGAGAACAGCAUCCAGUUCGGAAACCCAGUGCUGCUGGAGAACAUCGGCGAGGAUCUGGACCCCAUCCUGGAGCCCCUGCUGCUGAAGCAGACCUUCAAGCAGGGCGGUUCGCUGUGCAUCCGCAUGGGAGACUCCACCAUCGAGUACGCGCCCGACUUCCGCUUCUACAUCACCACCAAGCUGCGCAACCCUCACUACUUACCCAAGAUCUCGGUGAAGGUCACACUGCUGAACUUCAUGAUCACGCCUGAGGGCAUCGAGGACCAGCUGCUGGGCAUCGUGGUGGCUCGGGAACGGCCUGAUCUGGAGGAGGAGAAGCAAGCCCUCAUCCGGCAGGGUGCAGAAAACAAAAGACAACUGAAGGAGAUCGAGGAUAAAAUCUUGGAGGUGCUCUCCUCCUCUGAGGGCAACAUCCUGGAGGACGAAACGGCCAUCAAGAUCCUGUCCUGCUCCAAGGUGUUAGCCAACGAAAUCUCUGAGAAGCAGGCGGUUGCCGAGGAGACCGAGCAGAAGAUCGACGAGACCCGGAUGGGCUACAAGCCCAUUGCCAUUCACUCUGCCAUCCUGUUCUUCUCCAUUGCUGACCUGGCAAACAUCGAGCCGAUGUACCAGUACUCCCUGACCUGGUUCAUCAACCUGUUCAUCAACUCCAUCGACAGCUCAGAGAAGAGUGAUGAGGUGGACAAGAGAUUGCAGAUCCUGAGGGACCACUUUACCUACGCGCUGUAUGUCAACGUGUGCCGCUCCCUGUUUGAGAAGGACAAGCUGCUUUUCUCCUUCUGCCUCAGUGUCAGUCUGCUCAUGCACGACAAGCUGGUGGAUGAGGGGGACUGGCGCUUCCUGCUCACAGGCGGCGUGGGCCUGGACAACCCUCACUCCAACCCCUGCAGCUGGCUUCCCAAGACGUCCUGGGAUGAGCUCUGCCGUCUGGACGAGAUCGAACGUUUCCACAACUUCCGGCAGGAUUUCCAGGCACUGCUCCCAGAGUGGAAGGAGGUUUACGACAGCCCGAACCCCCAUCAGACUCCCUUCCCAGGCGUGUGGCAGGACCACCUGUCCCAGUUUCAGAAGAUGAUGGUGAUCCGAUGUCUCCGACCCGACAAGAUUGUCCCGAUGGUGCAGGAGUUUGUUUCAGACAGCGUUGGGCAACCCUUCAUCGAACCGCCGCCCUUCAACCUGAACACCGCCUUCUCAGACAGCCACUGCUGCGCUCCCCUCAUCUUCGUCCUGUCCCCCGGCUCCGACCCCAUGGCGGCUCUGCUGAAAUUUGGAGACGAAAUGGGCUUUUCAGGCAGCAAGCUCACCUCCCUGUCUCUGGGCCAAGGUCAGGGUCCAAUAGCCAUGAAAAUGAUUCAGACAGGCGUCAACGAYGGCACCUGGGUCGUCCUGCAGAACUGCCACUUAGCCACUUCCUGGAUGCCCAUACUGGAGAGAGUCUGUGAGGGCCUGCUGCCCGACUCCACCCACCCAGACUUCAGGCUGUGGCUGACCAGCUACCCGUCGCCCACCUUCCCCGUCACGGUGCUGCAGAACGGCGUGAAGAUGACCAACGAGGCUCCCAAGGGCCUCCGCUCCAACAUCGGCCGCUCCUACUUGAUGGACCCCAUCUCCGACCCCGAGUUCUUCAACAGCUCCAACAAGCCGGCUGUGUUCAAGAAGCUGCUGUUCGGUUUGUGUUUCUUCCACGCCCUGACGCAGGAGAGGAGGAAGUUCGGCCCGCUAGGCUGGAACAUUGCGUACGAGUUCAACGAGACGGACCUGCGCAUCUCCGUGCAGCAGCUGCACAUGUUCCUGGAGCAGUACCAGGACGUCCCGUUCGACGCCCUGCGCUACAUGACUGGAGAGUGUAACUACGGAGGACGAGUCACAGACGACUGGGACAGACGAACUCUGCGCACCAUCCUCUCCAUCUUCUACACGACACAGCUAAUCGACGACCCCGACUACAUGUUUGACUCCAGCGGCCUUUACUACGUGCCACCAGACGGCGAUUACAACAGCUACUUGGAGUUCACCAAGUCGCUCCCCCUCAACCCGUCGCCGGAGAUUUUCGGCAUGAACGCGAACGCGGACAUCACCAAGGAUCAGGCCGAGACGCAGCUGCUGUUUGACAGCAUCCUGCUCACACAGUCGCGCUCCGGAGGCGGAGACGCCAAAUCCACCGACGACAUGGUGUUUGAAGUGGCAGCCGACAUCCUGAGCAAGCUGCCUCCGGACUUCAACCUGGAGGCGGCGCUGCGGAGCUUCCCCACCAGCUACAAGCAGAGCAUGAACACCGUGCUGGUGCAGGAGAUGGGCCGCUUCAACAACCUGCUCUCCUGCAUCCGGAGCUCCUGCAUCAACAUCCAGAAGGCCAUAAAGGGUCUGGUGGUGAUGUCAGCAGAGCUGGAGGAAGUGGUGAACAGCAUCUUGAAAGGUAAAAUUCCCGGCAUGUGGAUGACCAAGUCGUACCCCAGCCUGAAGCCACUAGGCGGCUACGUCAACGACUUCCUGCAGAGACUCAAGUUCUUACAGGACUGGUACGACCAUGGUACGCCUCCCGUUUUCUGGAUCUCUGGGUUCUUCUUCACCCAGGCCUUCCUCACCGGCAGCCAGCAGAACUAUGCCAGGAAACACACGAUUCCCAUCGACCUGCUGGGCUUCGACUUCCAGGUUCUGGACGACAGUCAACACACCAAACCCCCGGAGGACGGCGUUUACAUCCAAGGUCUGUUCCUCGACGGCGCUCGCUGGAACAGGGACACCAACCUUCUGGCAGAGUCCUUCCCCAAAGUGCUGCACGACUCCAUGCCAGUGAUGUGGCUGAAGCCCAUGAAGCGAGUGGAGAUUCCUGAGAGGAUGUCCUACCUGUCUCCUGUCUACAAGACGAGCGAGCGGCGCGGCACUCUGUCCACCACCGGACACUCCACCAACUACGUCAUCGCCAUGACGCUGAACACCGACAUCCCCGCAGAGCACUGGAUCCGACGAGGCGUCGCUCUGCUCUGCCAGCUCAACGCGUAGCUGCAGCUUUGUUUCAGUUCCAAUGUGUAAAUAAAAGUUGAAUAAAUCCAGUUAAUCAGA